Hibiscus syriacus is the source of this 1919-nucleotide messenger RNA. Its product is annotated as cyclic dof factor 3-like. Bases 118 to 1557 code for a protein of 479 amino acids. Gene Ontology annotation, biological process: regulation of DNA-templated transcription. The record is from RefSeq and is a predicted model, not a curated record. Gene Ontology annotation, molecular function: DNA binding; DNA-binding transcription factor activity. The transcript has 2 exons. NCBI's taxonomy places the organism in Eukaryota, Viridiplantae, Streptophyta, Magnoliopsida, Malvales, Malvaceae.
UCCUUUCUUCUACUAAAGACCUCCUUUUCCUCGUUCUAACAACACUUUUCUUUGUGUAAAGGGUAAUGCUUCUUGCCCUUCAUAGUUCCAAAAACAUCAAAAUAUUUAUGUGAAAAAAUGAGCGGUGGAGAUCCAGCUUUCAAGCUCUUUGGAAGGAAGAUUCCUGUGCCUGAUUCUCAGAUUCAUGUUGGGGAUUCGAGUAGUGAUGUAUCGAACCCCCAGUCCGAAACGUCUCACGCGAAUGCAUCUGGGGAGCGGGGUAAGUUUGUUAUGGUAGAACAUGAUAAGGAAGAAUGCCAAGCUUCUAUGAAAUCGAAUGAGAUACCGAUGAACACUAAGGUGAAAGAGGAACUAGUAGAGACAAAUAGUACAGAUCAAGAGAAAGCUUUUAAGAGACCGGACAAGAUCCUUCCAUGUCCACGAUGCAACAGCUUCGACACGAAAUUCUGUUACUUCAAUAACUACAACGUUAACCAACCUCGGCACUUCUGCAAGAACUGCCAAAGAUAUUGGACAGCUGGUGGAACGAUGAGGAAUGUUCCUAUAGGUUCUGGGCGGAGGAAGAACAAGCACUUGGCUUCUCAGUACCGUCAGAUAAUAGUUUCUUCUGGCGGAGUACCGGUGACUCAGAUAGACGCCCCCGACUCAGCAACUCAACAACUUCUUUCUCCUGGCGAAACUACAACUUCCAUGGGAAAUGGAACAAUUUUAAAAUUUGGUGCAGAAGCACCUCUUUGUCAAUCCAUGGAGACUGUGCUUAGCCUUGGAGACCAGAGUAAAUGCGUUGAGACGGGCACAGUCAGUUGUGGAGAAAUACGAGGACACUCGUGUGGGUCUUGCAUGAUGCCUUGCAGUGUACAGGGGAGUGAAUUACCCGGAAAUGUAAUGCCGAAAGAGCAAAUAGGUCUGGCAGGACUGAAUGAGCCGAACACAAUGCAUCUACCAAAGUGCUACCCUCUUCCUCCUUGUAUUUUCCCUUGGAAUCAGGGACCAAAUUAUGCAGCACCAACUGCUUCCGGUCAGUGUUAUUCAGAACGUAUGGAUGCACCAAACAGCACUACUUUGAAUGCGAUUCAAUGGUGUCCUGCACCAAUGGUGGCCAUUCCGGGCUUUUGCCCACCAAACGGUCCAUUACAGUUUGUGCCUGCUUAUUGGGGUUGUGUGCCUGUAUGGGCUCCUGGAGGAGGAAAUGUCUCAACCAAGGGUUGCCUAUCUUCAUCAUCCUCUACUAGCAACAGUUGCGGCUUGGGAAAUGGCUUACCGACCCUAGGCAAACAUUUCAGAGAAGCAAAUUCUGUCGAAGGGGAGCAAUCGGAGAAGUGCAUUCUGGUUCCGAAAAUACUAAGAAUCGACGAUCCUAGUGAAGCUUCAAGGAGUCCUAUAUGGGCUACAUUAGGUAUUAAACAGGGCGAGAAGGAUCCUUUAUGUGGAGGUAAAAUCUUCAACGCCUUCGAAUCUAGAGUAGACGGCAAAGAUCAUCUAGCAGAUGGCAGUCAUAUCUUGGAAGCAAACCCCGCAGCCCUUUCUCGUUUGCAUACAUUUCAAGAGAGCACUUAAGCGUCCUCACGUAAUAUUUGCUCUGGACUCUUGGCGUUUAAUAUGCUACGAGCCUAUCAAAGUCCACAAAUUGCAUCAGUUCAAAGCUCAGAGGAAGCAAAACUGCGCCGGUUAUCGACAAGACAGGUUAGGCAAUGUAUCCAUUCUUUACUUUUGAGAGUUGUGUAAAUAGAAGACAGUGAUCGAGUCGUGUUCGCUUCAUUUCGCGCGCUUUGCAGUCUCUUUUGAUGUGAUUCGAGAAAGAUGAGUGGAUUGUGGUUUGGUUUUUCGUAUAUUUGAAUCGUGUUAGGCUAAAUGGCCGUUUGGUGUUAGUUUUCUUCUGAAAAUAUUGUAUACAAUAUCCUCCAGUUUUGAAGAUGGAU